AUGAGCUACUACAGCAGCCACUAUGGAGGCCGGGGUUAUGGCUACCGAGGUUUUGGGAACCUGGGUUAUGGCUGUGGCUGUGGCUUUGGAGGCUAUGGAUAUGGUUCUCACUAUGGAGGAUAUGGCUAUGAUUAUCGCCACCCAUUUUACUAUAGAGGGUAUGGAUUCUCCCGUUUCUACUGA
Molecule: messenger RNA, 183 nt
Organism: Psammomys obesus (fat sand rat)
Lineage: Eukaryota; Metazoa; Chordata; Mammalia; Rodentia; Muridae
Product: keratin-associated protein 19-5-like
Exons: 1
Coding region: 1-183 (60 amino acids)
Source: RefSeq, a predicted model, not a curated record